AUGAUCUUGCAACAGCCUACCACACAACAACUCGAUGCAUUUGCUUCUCCCCACAUUGCUUCCAUGAGAAGAGUUUGGUGGCAACUCGAUGGAUCCUCUGCAUUCCGAACAGCCACGCAAGCCGGAGACAUGUACUCGACCUACAACUAUGCUCAUUUACCUCCUUUCCAUCCACCGACACCCAUGUCCACCCAACAACCUCAUCAUCAUGACUAUUCAAUUCUGUCCAAUGAGAUUAUUCAACGCAUUUCUCCAAGUUUUCCACAACACAACGCUCCUUCCAUCAACAUGACUCCUCAUUUCACUCCAGAAACUCCACCAUCCCUCGUUCAGCUCUUUUCAAUGUGUGCUUUUUGGGGAGCUCCCAAUGGUAUUUGUCACUACUGGUUAAAUAACACGUAUGGACCUUUACAAAGAUACAUGCCAACCAAUGAAUUCUACUUGUUUCCUUUUUAUCAUGACCAACAAGAAUGCAUCACUUGGUUUGCUUUGGCUGAUAUAAAAGUCAGAGAUGGUUCGAUUGGAAGUGCCUUGAAUCCAUGUGUAGUUUCAGGAAUAAAUUCUGAACAAAUUGAAGCAGAUGAUUAUUUUUCAACCAACGCCUUGAACUUGAAUGAUUUGCAUUUCGUUUCUCCUUCCAUUGAAGAGUUCUUAUGGAGAAAUUAUUUGGAAGAUCAAAUUGUCCAUGAAUUAUUUGUACAUCAAACACCCAUUCAAGACUUGUCUGGAGAAAUGGCUGACUAUGUGAAUCAUUAUAGAAAUCUUUGA
This is a messenger RNA of Naegleria lovaniensis, 768 nucleotides long. RefSeq lists its product as uncharacterized. NCBI's taxonomy places the organism in Eukaryota, Heterolobosea, Eutetramitea, Acrasida, Naegleriidae. The transcript has 2 exons. The coding region runs from base 1 to 768 and encodes 255 amino acids. The record is from RefSeq and is a predicted model, not a curated record.